Molecule: messenger RNA, 1174 nt
Organism: Eucalyptus grandis
Lineage: Eukaryota; Viridiplantae; Streptophyta; Magnoliopsida; Myrtales; Myrtaceae
Product: glycine-rich protein 2
Molecular function (GO): zinc ion binding; nucleic acid binding
Source: RefSeq, a predicted model, not a curated record
CUCAUCAGUAGCGCAGCGCCACCACGCUCCCACACAACCCCAAGAGCUCUCGAAAACCCCACAAGAAAUUUUCCACAGCUCUCGAGCAGGAAAAGGGGAGGAGAUCUCUCUUCCAUCUUCUCUGUGUUCCGCCUCUUCUGGGUGGUGGGUUUUCUCGCUACCUGCGAUUCUUGAGCGGGCGAGGUCGAUUUGGGAAGGAGGGCCAUGGCGGAGAGGAUCACGGGCAAGGUCAAGUGGUUCAGCGACCAGAAGGGGUUCGGCUUCAUAACCCCAGACGACGGCUCCGAGGAUCUCUUCGUCCACCAGUCCUCCAUCCAGUCCGAGGGCUUCCGCAGCCUCGCCGAGGGCGAGACCGUCGAGUUCCAGAUCGAGUCCGACGGCAGCCGCACCAAGGCCGUCGAGGUGACCGGCCCCGGCGGCGUCGCGGUGCAGGGGAGCAGCCGCGGCGGCGGCGGGAGCCGGGGCGGCGGCGGCGGCGGCAGGGGAGGGGGCUAUGGCGGCAGGGGAGGCGGUGGUUAUGGUGGAGGGGGCGGCGGCUACGGCGGCGGCGGCGGCGGUUACGGCGGGGGCGGUUACGGCGGCGGAGGAGGGGCUUGUUAUAACUGUGGGGAGACUGGGCACAUGGCGAGAGAUUGCUACCAGGGCGGCGGCGGCGGCGGAGGGGGUAGGUACGGAGGAGGCGGAGGCGGCGUCGGCGGGGGAGGGAGGUACGGCGGCGGCGGAGGCGCCGGCGGCGGCGGCGGCGGCGGCGGCGGGAGCUGCUACAACUGUGGGGAGUCGGGGCACUUUGCCAGGGAGUGUCCCAGGAAUGGUUGACUGAGGUAACGAUAACACGAAUGGAUUAGGUCCAUAAAAAAAUCGUCUCUGGUUUGGCGAGUAUCUCUUUUUCUGGUGGUGAGCUUGGUGCACUGUUUUUGUUACGUGGGACUCUUUUCUUUUGGUCAUCUACUUCUCUUUGUUAAUUUUGUGUGUUGCUGUGGGUCGUUUGACGCUUAACCCUCAAGAAGAUGUGUGAUUUUCUACUGGGUGGAUGCUAUUUUUUCUUUCCUUGUGUUAGUUCUGAGACCUAUUGUUGCCUUUGCUGGAUUGAGCCUUCAAUGGCUGGUUGGACUACUGGACCGUGAAUUUGCUGGGGAUGAGUGGUGAAUCUGUCAUGGUUCUGAUUUUACUCGAA